AUGCUGUUACAGGAAGAUGACUCCGGUAAAUUACGCCUAGUACACUGUUUCAGUAAGAAGACUAAUGAAACCGAAAUGGUAACAGACUGCCAAGCGUUAGUCUAUAUGAAUGGCCUGAAAACGUCUAACUCACAAAUCACCCGAUGGUUCGACCUGAUGCAGGAGUUUGAUGUAGAAGUCAGACACCGAGCUGGUACAGCAAUGGCUCAUGUAGAUGCACUGAGCAGAGCCCCCACUGAGAACAGUACGGACACAAUGGAUGAGAUUAUAGCUAACCACCUAGAAGUAUUCACAACUCUCACUGAGGAACAGUAUGUCAAGAGUAUGCAGUAUAGUGAUUCUGAAAUUAUGGGUAUAAUAAAUUACUAG
This is a messenger RNA of Macrosiphum euphorbiae (potato aphid), 369 nucleotides long. Lineage: Eukaryota; Metazoa; Arthropoda; Insecta; Hemiptera; Aphididae. The record is from the annotation of a GenBank genome assembly.